UCCCAUAACAGUGAGAGAAGCCGGGGGCUUUGUGCGAAUGAUGGAAGAUGAAGUUUUUUGCUUUUUCCUGACAUUGUUCCACAAGAUCAUGCCACAUGUAGACAUGCUGUUUAGCCAACUGCAGAAGAGGAACAUCGACUCUGUCUACAUCACAGGACUCAUCAAGAGGUUCACCAGCAGCAUACAAACAAUCAGGGACUCCAUUCCUUCUGGUGAAAGCAGUGGAUCUCAGCAGCUGCCCACAAAGAAACGGAGGGGACUUGGACAUGAAGAGCAACAGCUGUUGGCUAGAGAGGUAUGUGAUACCAUACUGAGUCACGCAAAGGAGAGAUUUUCCUUCACCAAACACCUAAUCAGCUCCACCCUCCUGCAAGGAGACCUGUUCCAGCAGCACAGCCGAACAUUCCCUGAAGCAGCGCUGGAAACAACUGUGGAGGCCUUCCCUCUACUGGACAAGGCAAAGCUCAAGACGGAACUGUCCCUCGUCUAUGACAAUGACCAGUUCAGGGCUUGCAGUGGUGCUGUUACUCUGCUCCAGUUCUUCAUUGACAAUAAUCUGCAGGAGACAUUCACAGAGACUGUCAGUCUUCUGAAGGUUCUUGUAACCACACCCAUGGCUACGGCUGAGGCAGAGAGGUGCUUUUCCACUCUGAAAAGGAUAAAGACUUUCUUGAGGAACAGCAUGACACAGGAUCGCCUGAAUGCUCUGGCUAUGCUGUCAAUUGAGAAAAAACUCAUUAGGAGCAUUCCUGACUUCAACACCAGAGUCAUUGAGAGGUUUGCCUCUCAGAAGGAGAGAAGGGCAAAAUUCCUCUACAAAUAGACACACACACACACAAGCUCUCGCAGCAAACACAGAUGGCCGACCCUUAAAAAAAUGCGUUUCAUUAGAGAGACAAUUAAACGGCCGCAGAAUGUUGUGAAGUUACUUUUGGAUACCUAAGAUGUUUUGUUCAACCACAAAGUCCAGGAACAUGAGUACUGUUUGGAAACCUGUUGCGUUCGACUCAUUUUCCCCAGAGGAACAGUUGUUUCUUGUUUCCUUUUGUUUUUGUCUUUUUUCUGCCUGUUGCACAUUUUGUUAUUCAAAGCAGUAAAAAAGGUGCUAUCGGCCAAUAAGCUGGAUAUCACUUUAUAUGUAGAGAGGAGGUUUCCCAUGGUUGUUAGAAGUGUAUUA
Molecule: messenger RNA, 1177 nt
Organism: Trematomus bernacchii (emerald rockcod)
Lineage: Eukaryota; Metazoa; Chordata; Actinopteri; Perciformes; Nototheniidae
Exons: 4
Coding region: 38-823 (261 amino acids)
Molecular function (GO): protein dimerization activity
Source: RefSeq, a predicted model, not a curated record